Messenger RNA from Eurytemora carolleeae, 422 nucleotides. RefSeq lists its product as uncharacterized. The record is from RefSeq and is a predicted model, not a curated record. The coding region runs from base 72 to 422 and encodes 116 amino acids. Lineage: Eukaryota; Metazoa; Arthropoda; Copepoda; Calanoida; Temoridae. The transcript has 7 exons.
AUAUUCCCUAAUUAGAUGAUUAUAUUUAGGCGUCCACAGAGCGGGAUCCUGGUUCUUACACUGGAUCUGUUAUGCAGAGAGUCAGAUAUAUUCCAAGUUUAGACGAUAACAACAGAACAAUUAGUUGUAUGGUAAUGCAGAGUCUAGAGGGAAUAACACAUUACACUAGAACAUUAUCCUACAGAUUACAAGUGGAAAAAAGGCCGGUUUCCCCUGGAGGGCCAUUGAUACAGGGAAUAAGUGUCGUAUCAGGAGUCCUUAUUCUCUUCAUUCUAGCCCUCUUGGCAUGCUCUCUACUCGUGGCUCUGCUAGUUAAACAGAAAGGUCGGAAAAAGAAGAGAAACAAGAUAAUAAGGGCAAGAGAAGAAGAAAACUCUUUAUUUGAUGAGGAUCAUGACCUAUUUAAGAAACUAACUAUCUAA